Trichobilharzia szidati is the source of this 1150-nucleotide messenger RNA. Lineage: Eukaryota; Metazoa; Platyhelminthes; Trematoda; Strigeidida; Schistosomatidae. The record is from the annotation of a GenBank genome assembly.
ACUGAAUGGAAAUUGUUUGCAUUAUUGGUUUUUGUCCAGCGGUAGUUACAGUUGAACUCGUGUCAGCAUGAGCUUCCAGAGAAAGGCUAUCAUCAUAGAUGCACAGGGUCACUUGCUUGGUCGUCUUGCUGCUGUAGUGGCAAAGACUUUGCUACAAGGGCAAAAGGUUGUUGUGGUGAGAUGCGAGAAUAUCAAUAUAUCUGGCUCGUUCUAUCGCAAUAAGUUGAAAUAUCUCGAUUUUUUGAAAAAGAGGAUGAAUACUAAUCCAUCUAGAGGACCUUAUCACUUCAGGGCACCUGCUAAGAUUUUUUGGCGUACAGUUCGUGGAAUGCUCCCACAUAAACUGCAUCGUGGGAAACUGGCACUUGACAGGUUGAAGGUUUUCGAGGGUAUUCCUCCCCCAUACGACAAGAAGAAACGAAUGGUGGUUCCUUCGGCCUUACGAGUAAUACGACUGAAACCAGGUCGCAAGUUUUGUGUGUUGUCGCGAUUAUCAAAUGACGUUGGGUGGAAAUACAAGAAUAUUAUUGAAAAAAUGGAGAACCGCCGAAAGGCUAAAGCUGCAGUUUGGUACAAGAAGCAGAAGCUGAUUACGAAGCCUACAGAAGCAGCUAGAGGACGAGCAAAAGAAGCCAUUGCCCCCUAUCAAGCCAUUCUGAAGCAGUACGGAUAUUCAUAGUCAAAUGCAUUUUAUGGUGAUUAAAUUGUUGUAGUUGGAUAUUUUCACUUAUUUGUAAGAAUGAUGGCUGGUCAAAAGAGCUCAACAUGUUUUUGGGUUAGAUGGCGAACCUUAGUAAUCAGAUAGUGUCAAACGUCGACGGGAAAGGACUUAUCUCUAAAUAGUGUUGACAAAGUGUGGAACAACAGACAUUUGCUUUAGUCGAUUCUCCACGUAAAUAAUAUUCCGUUUUAUUGUUGAUUAAGUGGAUUGGAGUUUGGAUUCUUGUUAUAAUGUUACUCCUCUCAUCUAACCACAAUUUGUAUUCUUUAGUGUAUUGCCUACGUAAGAACGGAGUUUGAUAGGGGAGCUUUGAAUCUCUGAUUGUAAUUUUGACUGAUAACACGAGGAAUCCGAUGCUUAAGAGGUCACAUGGUGUAGCAAAAUCAUGUAACCAUAUUGUUAGGCAACUUUGGCAUGCUUGAUUAGUGG